Messenger RNA from Aphanomyces invadans, 3552 nucleotides. RefSeq lists its product as hypothetical. Bases 1 to 3552 code for a protein of 1183 amino acids. Lineage: Eukaryota; Oomycota; Saprolegniomycetes; Saprolegniales; Verrucalvaceae. Gene Ontology annotation, biological process: proteolysis. The record is from RefSeq and is a predicted model, not a curated record. The transcript is spliced from 10 exons. Gene Ontology annotation, molecular function: calcium-dependent cysteine-type endopeptidase activity.
AUGGGACCCAAGAAGCCAGCCCCGGCGCCGGCCAAGCCAGGCAAGGAUAUCCAAGACGAUGGACCGCAGGUGAUUGUGUCGGAGGACCGUGAGCGUCUCGCAAUUCAUCCACCUCCAGAGAACGUGCCGCCACUGUCCAUCCCAUCUGCAAUGCCAAAAGUGAGCUUUCCAGAAUGGAACGAUAAUCUUGAGCAUGAGAACUGGUUCACUCCAGCGGCUCCUUUCGAAGAUCCGACGGGAUUGCCCACGCUACCUCCUCAUAUCGACUCGACAACGAUAACGUGGAAGCGGCCCCAACAGUAUCUGCCACCGCUGCCUGAACCUGCGAAGCCCGCGGCGUCCGUUGCGGCAGUCAAGACCCCCGGUGGCGGCACAAAAAAGGGCAACUUGGCCCCUGGCAAGAAGAACGAGCCCGUCGAUGUCAAGGCAGAAGAGCCUAAAGUUCCCCGUUGUUGCUACGUGCUCUACGAUGCUUCGCUGGACCCGAUGGUUGAGAAGUUCGAAGGAUCGCAUCCUGGGUUUGCCCCACCAUUGCAUGCGGAGCGCUUCGAGUGGGCCAACGACUUUCAACGUGUGUGGAGUGCGGAGCAAGCCCACGACAUCAAGCGAUGGGAAGCAGAAGAAGCCCGCAUUCAAAGCGAAAAGGAAAAGAAGGAGCUGGCAUUGAUGACGUACGAGGAGAGCUGUUUGGUCAAGCUUCAAAAGGCAAUCGCCGCCCACAAACAAGCAACAGAAGCCGAAUUAAACGACGAAGACUUGCUCGACGACGGUGACGAUGGUGACGAGACCUUUGACUUUCCGACGACCGGCGAACCAGCCCCCAUGCUCUUUACCGAUAUUUUUGGCUCGGCCCCCGUGAUAGAAAUCGAACCGAAUCCGGUGGUCAAACCCACGAUCCCGGAAGGAGAUUACGUGGAUGCGCCACUGGCGUCAGGAUGUCGAGUCGUGAGUCGGCUGGUCGAUCGACUGGUGGCCAACCAGCCGUUCUUUUGGGAGGCGAUUUAUCCCCAAACAGUGACAGCGACGAACCGACGGAUUCCGACCGUCAACCCGGGGGGAAAGUACCUCGUCAAGUUGUUUGUGAUGGGCAAGUGGCGGAAAAUCGAAGUCGACGACCGCAUGCCGCUGGACGAACAUGGCAAAGUCGUGAUCCUGAGCAGUUCCGUGGCGAGUGAGAUCUGGCCGACGCUCCUGGCCAAAGCCAUCUACAAGGUUUUUGCAUGGACCAGCACACUGCCCUCCAUGAAUCAGCCCGCGACCGUGCCGCAGUCAGUCGGAUUCAUCCUCAAUACCCUGACCGGGUGGAAAUCGCGAUCGUACGUGGGGUUGACGGACCCCAAAGCGGCCGACGAAAUCGCCAAAGUCACGCCAUGCUUGGACGCGAGAGUGCCGCCGAAUUUAGAAGUCCAACCGACCGUGACCACAAGUAACGUCCUCUUGGUGUGUUCGCUUGCAAGUAUCAAGACGCGCGUGUUCAACUCGUCGUGCGGCGAAGCCUUCGUGAUGUCGAGCAUUCGCCCGUCCCAGCCAGGGCAGUUGUUCUCGAUGAACAUUUUUACGCUGCAUCCGCACAUGGCCCCCCACGAAACCCUCCACUUCACGUCGGAUUCGAUCGAGUACCACAAACUCACAACGGUCGUGCUGCACACAUUGCCAAUGUACACGCACCAGUUGGUCGAAGAGUGGAGCAUCGAUGACGACCCUACUGACAACCGCUCCAUCCAUCGGCCGUAUCCACACGCGUUGCCCAAGUGCCUCACGGUCCAUGUUCCCGAAACCGUGACGUCCACAACCUUGUACGUGACACUGACGUGCGCGCCGAUCGACGUCGAUGCAGCUUCGCCCACGACGCCAUUGCCACCCAGCGGGGACAGAGGCAUGAUGUUUGUUGAGAAGAAGCAGCUGAGCUGGCCGACGCCAUCGCUUUCGACAAUCAAUCAAAACGCGGGGGUGCUCAAAGCAAACGUGACGUGGCCAUUCGACGUCGUCGGCCCGGGUGUUCACGUCUACCGGUUGUACCCGCACGACCUCGCGAACGGGUACAGCUUGGAAGUCGAGAGCGACGUGCCCAUCCACGUGCAUCCCAUCGACUCGUGCUUGAAGGAAGUUUGCAAAAUGAACGUCGAGCUCUUAGAUGGAUCGUACAACGCCAUGGCGCAUGGCACGUGGCACGUUGUCCAUCGAUUCAACAUGACGCUGACGGCACCUGAUGCGCGCCCGGAACAGAAUCGGCUUUACCUUGGCUUUCACAUGUUCGACGCGAACGCGACGCCGUACUUUCACGUGCAUCUCGUCAACAACACGUCGAGCGAGUCGACGCGACUUAGUCUGCUGGGAGGUUACUUUGAUUUGACCAGCGUCCACCCGUCCGAGAGCUACACCGUUGUGCUCGAGUGCCUGCCAUGCCCGAACGUGGUCAUUCCACCAAACACGUUUCACAUCACGGUCGCAAGUGACUGGGUGAUUCACACACCGUUGACGCAGAUUCCCGUCGUGCCAUCGAUCUUUGCUGGGUCGUACACCCCCAACAAGUCCCUAACGUUGUUUCGUGACCAGUAUGUGCCUGAGGUCGGUGAAGACGAAGGCAAGGCGUCGUCCAAAUCGAGCGGCGUCUCGGCGGCGCCGCAGCUGUCGAUGGCUGCCAUCCACACUUGUUUCAAACUGUCGACAUCGUUUCAAAAUGCCGCGAUCAAACUCGAAGUCGUCGAUGCUGCGACUGGAAGCGUCCUUUUCAAGUCCACGGGCUACAACUGCACGCAGAUCAUGCAGCUGCCCAUGUGCUCGGACCAUGGCAGCGGCCCGUCGGGCUACAUUGUGCAAGGCACGUUCGACGAGACGAAAUGGGUGGUCCCGGACUCAUUGCGUUCUGUCCAUCCGUACAACGGACUGAUUUCGAAACCUCGCGACGCGACGCCCGACAUGUACACACCGGGCACGAGCUUUCCUCCCACCCCCGCCGUCAGCACCUCAACGCGCGAAGAAGGACAUCCCUCAGACACCACGUGGCGACUCGAAGUGUUUGGCAUGGUACCCGCCAAACUCACACCCGAUUGCACGGCGCUAAACAAGUACGCCGCCAUCAAACACAGCUGGGAAGUAGCGGAGCGUGGGCGAGAAGUGCGCGGCGUUGUGAGCCGACUGCUGUUUGUGGGAAAGCGCCAGGAAGCGAUCGAUCGCAUGGUAGCGGCAGAGUACACUCCCGAGCAGCAAAAGGAGAUGCUCGCUCGAUACGACUUUCUCUUUGGGGACGGCUGUGCUCCGAUCACGGAAGUUGGUGGGUCAGAGCCCGAAGUCUUGCUCGGGUCCGACUUUUUUGCAGCCGAGACGCAAAAGUUGGCCCAAGAUUUAGAAGACAUCAAAGCGCACAUGGAGCAGGCGGCCAAGGACCGCGCCGCGGAAGCGGCCGCGCGAAAGCUCGAGAUGGAGCACAUAAAAGCAGAAAUGGCCGAGUUGCGCCAGGCGAUGGUGCUGGAACGCGAAAAGCUGUGGACCAAGCGCGAAGAGAUUCGCAAACAGCAAACCAACCCGACUCCGCCGUCCUUAUUUCCAUAA